UCGCAAUUUACCUUAAAAUCUCCCUCUUUCCAUUGCUCCCAGUUUCUUUCCUAGCAUUCUUGCAUAAGGAAUUUUAGUAUUCUCCGGGCUUUUAAGAUGAAAAAGGCCCAUCGUGUGGGCCAAAACACCAUUAAAUACUUUCCCCAUGGACCAAACGACGAGGGAAUCUAAGUCUUAAAGCUUUCUUCACUACCCAGCAUUUAGUUGGGCAUCCAAAGAGGAUGAUGCUGUAGAGUGAGUACCGCACUAAGCAAAGCAUGGUGAGCUACAGCUUUCUCGACUAUUAGAAUCAAGGGUGUUAUUUCCGCGCAUAUUACAACCGGUGACCAUCCGGUAGCAGGUACACAUGUAAUGUAAAGCAGGCUCAACAACAGUUCACCGAAGCUCCAUUAUAGCGAUCAGCCAACACCAAAGCUAAGCUGAAAAGGAAAACAAGAAGAUUCUCUUCUAUCCCAUUUCGAUCCUUCGGGCUCUUUGUUGCCAGCCUAUUCAAUGCAAUCCUUCUCCGCCAUUAACUCCGAUGAGAAUUUUGAGCAGAGAAUCUCUGAUCGCGUUGGCUGAAGUGGGCAUUCAAACACUGCAUGGGCAUUGCUUGAUAGGAUUAUCUCGUAUUUCGCGCUGCGACCCUGAAGCCAAACUGAUUCCUCAGAUUUCAUUCUUCUAAUUUCUAAGUCUUGGAUUUGAGGUGAAAUUCGAGUCUCUGAGUCAGAAAACGAUCAAAGAAUUGAAAAAUGCUGACGUGUAUAGCUCGAUCGAAGCAACCAGGCGAUGACUCGCUGAGUCAACCCGAUGAGUCCGCCACCACAAACACUCCCAACACCAAACACCACCAAGCGAUCAAGUCCCUCACUACUCAGCUUAGGGACAUGGCGCUGAAGGCCUCUGGAGCAUACCGGCACUGCAAUCCAUGCACGGCACCAACAACUCAGACCCGAUUCAGGAACUGGAACGAGUCUGACGCAGAGUCGGAUCGUUUCCGUUGGUCGUUACGGCGGACCGGAAGCUCGAGUUCUACGACGCCUAGGACAUGGGGGAAGGAGAUGGAGGCGAGGCUGAAAGGGAUAUCGAGCUCGAGUGGCGAGGGGACGCCAAACUCAGUGAAUGGCAGUGGGCGCCGGGUAGACCCGCCCGUCGUCUUCGUCGAAGAGAACGAACCCAAAGAGUGGGUGGCCCAGGUGGAACCCGGUGUUCUGAUCACUUUCGUUUAUCUUCCACGCGGAGGAAAUGAUCUCAAGCGGAUACGCUUCAGUCGAGACAUGUUUAACAAGUGGCAAGCUCAAAGAUGGUGGGCAGAGAACUAUGACAGGGUCAUGGAGCUUUACAAUGUCCAGAGGUUUAAUCGCCAAGCUUUUCCACUUCCAACAACCCCAAGAUCAGAAGAUGAGAGCACAAAGAUGGAGUCUGCAGAAGAUAGCCCUGUAACACCACCACUGACCAGAGAACGCUUGCCUCGUAAUUUCUAUCGACCAACAGGGAUGGGAAUGGGCUACUCAUCCUCAGAUUCACUGGAUCAUCAUCCAAUGCAAGCCCGUCAUUACUGUGAUUCAGGUGGUCUCACCUCAACCCCAAAACUCUCUAGUAUCAGUGGGGCCAAGACAGAAACAUCGUCAAUGGAUGCUUCUAUAAGAAGCAGCUCAUCAAGGGAGGCAGAUCGCUCAGGAGAGCUGUCAAUCAGCAAUGCUAGUGACAUGGAAACUGAAUGGGUGGAACAGGAUGAACCAGGAGUUUACAUAACUAUCAGAGCCUUGCCAGGUGGCAAAAGGGAGCUGAGAAGAGUUAGAUUCAGGGUAUCAGGAUGGCCAUGAAAUUAUCGGUUCCAUUAUUGGUUUCAUUUUAGCCCACAUGCUAGAAAUGGGAUGCAUAUAUCAUUUUCUGGGAUCCUUAGAUUCACUACUAUCUAAUCUUCUUGCUUGUUGACAUAGAAGAUAUAAUGGCCCCUUACCUGAAUUCUAGUCACUUGAAUUUUCUUAUGAUUAGCAGCCAGUAUGGCCCGAUAUAUGGCCUGAUAUAGAGAAAAUAUGAUGUGCAUAAUAAACAAGUACAUGUCAAUGCGACGCUUCAGUGUAAAAGCUUUAAGGUCUCUGAUAUGGACUGUUGGAUCAGUCUGCUAUAUCUCAAUUAGAGGACCAUGUAUUGUGGUCAAAUAUUAUGGUUCUGCCAGGAUUAUGAUCUGAUUUAGCAAUUAUUGCUAGUUUAUCAAGCCUAUGUAUUGGAUUCAUUAUUAGCUCCGUAUGGUUGGUGAUACAGGAAGACAACAUAAGUAUCUGGGUUUACAAUCUAACUUGUUUGUUGGCAACACUUUCCCCCAUAGUUUUACAGACAAAAAAACAUUGUUGAUCAGUUGAUGAUGCUCUGUGAACAAGUGCUUGAGUGGGUUUGAUUUGACUCAAUCCAUUUUGUUUGGACUUGAUGAUAGUUAUACCAGGCUGUAAUUGAGCCAACUUACAUAUAAUUAUGACUUGAAUUGACAGCCUUUAGAAACAAAUUACUGUUGCCCAUCAUGCUGCUUCCACUUAUUAUAUAGGUCCUGUUUGGCAUUGAGUCUCAGAACCUAAAAUUACUUUUCUGAAUAAAAGCACAAUUUAAGAUGCUGUUGAGAAAAAUAUUUUGAAAAAAACUGUUUUGUUAUUUUAGUAUUCUUAUGACUAAAAUUGAUCAAAUUUAAAUAACACUCUCAAACUGGUAUAUUUAAAAAAGUGAUAUUCUCAGCAGCAGUUUCAAUAGUAAUGCCAAACAGGACAAUAAUCUUUUCUAGUUUUGCUGACAAACGGUACAAGUAUAGCAUGAAUUUAUCAAUAUUUUCAAAUUGAGUUUUUGCUCCGAGUUAUUUAAGAUUGCGAAAUCUGAAGUUGGAUAACCCAUUAGAGUUUCCUUUUUUUUUUUUUCUUUUUGCUUAAAAUUGCAUUUACUGCUCGA
Messenger RNA from Hevea brasiliensis (rubber tree), 2916 nucleotides. RefSeq names its product protein Brevis radix-like 4. The transcript is spliced from 8 exons. The record is from RefSeq and is a predicted model, not a curated record. NCBI's taxonomy places the organism in Eukaryota, Viridiplantae, Streptophyta, Magnoliopsida, Malpighiales, Euphorbiaceae. The coding region runs from base 732 to 1805 and encodes 357 amino acids.